AUGAAAUUUAUGAAGUUAGCCAUAAUAUUGGCACUUAUACUUGCUACAAAUGUAUCAUGUCAAGAACAAAAUACAAUGCCACUUCCACAAGGCUCACCAACAGCUAUUGCAGGGCAACUCUGCAUAAGUGAGUGUGGCACUUGCCCUGUCAUAUGCUCCUCUUCACCACCGCCUUCACAAACACCGUCACCCCCGGCCCCCCCAGCCGUCCUCACACCACUAAACCCUUUAUCACCAUCAUCCACACCAAAGACUCCCCAUUCACCACCACCACCGGAAACCAUCCAACCACUCCUGCCACCACCGCCGCAACUUCCACCACUACUGCCAAUACUCCCACCAUCCUCUGGAGGCUACCUGCCACCACCGUCUCCCAAGGUGUCACACCCACCACCAUCUCCACCACCACCACCGCCACCACCACCGUCAUCCUCAGGUGGUUUGCCGAAGAGUAAAAAACCUCCUAGUGAAUCCAGCCCACCAGUUUCAUUUCCUUUGGUGAUAAAUCCAGCUGGUCCAUCACCUCCUAACCCAUACUACUACUUCUAUGAGUCUAAUGCUGCAUUUUCAUCACUUCCUUUGCCAAUUUACUUCUCUAUUGUUGUAUUAAUUGCUGUUGAUGUAUUAUUUCUUGUCUAG
This is a messenger RNA of Chenopodium quinoa (quinoa), 639 nucleotides long. Its product is annotated as chitin-binding lectin 1-like. The coding region runs from base 1 to 639 and encodes 212 amino acids. The record is from RefSeq and is a predicted model, not a curated record. The transcript has a single exon. NCBI's taxonomy places the organism in Eukaryota, Viridiplantae, Streptophyta, Magnoliopsida, Caryophyllales, Amaranthaceae.